Molecule: messenger RNA, 304 nt
Organism: Ectocarpus sp. CCAP 1310/34
Lineage: Eukaryota; Phaeophyceae; Ectocarpales; Ectocarpaceae
Source: the annotation of a GenBank genome assembly
CAGCAGCAACUGCGUGGGGCCUCAAAGAACAGCGCCUUCGAGGCGACCCUGAAGGCAAUGCUCAAGGCGGCGCGGAAGAAGCGCAGCAUCGCGAGGUGGAGAGCACUGGAAACGUUCUUCGAGGGUUAUGUACGGCAGCUUGAGAAGAAGAACCGCGGGGGGGAUCAGGCGGGUUUCUACAGGCACCUGAAGAUGAUCGACGUCGAAGGUAAGAGGUCGUUCACCUCUCAGAGCAUCAAGGACGAGGACGGCAAGGUCCUUCGGGACCCCACGUUUAUUCGCCAACGGUGGGCACGGUGGUUCC